Melanaphis sacchari is the source of this 1554-nucleotide messenger RNA. It is a transcript of the gene pit, whose product is annotated as probable ATP-dependent RNA helicase pitchoune. Bases 19 to 1554 code for a protein of 511 amino acids. NCBI's taxonomy places the organism in Eukaryota, Metazoa, Arthropoda, Insecta, Hemiptera, Aphididae. Gene Ontology annotation, biological process: maturation of LSU-rRNA from tricistronic rRNA transcript (SSU-rRNA, 5.8S rRNA, LSU-rRNA). The transcript has 6 exons. Gene Ontology annotation, molecular function: nucleic acid binding; RNA helicase activity; ATP binding. Gene Ontology annotation, cellular component: nucleolus. The record is from RefSeq and is a predicted model, not a curated record.
UUUUAUAAAACUGACAAAAUGAGUGACGACAAAUCACUUCCAGGUUCCAGUUUGGAGUUGAAAAUAAUGGCUGAAGAUAGAAAAUUUUCCAGUCUAGAAGGCCAUGUAUGUGAAAAUACAUUAAAAGGGAUAGAGGACAUGGGAUUUACAGUAAUGACUGAAAUUCAAGCCAAAACUAUACCGCCAUUGUUGGAGGGACGUGAUUUAGUUGGAGCUGCCAAAACUGGCAGUGGGAAAACAUUGGCUUUUUUAAUACCCGCUGUAGAAUUGAUUUACAAACUUAAGUUCAUGCCCAGAAAUGGUACUGGUUGUAUAAUUAUAUCUCCUACCAGAGAAUUAUCAAUGCAAACUUAUGGUGUAUUAAAAGAAUUGAUGAAACACCAUCAUCACACCUAUGGCCUUAUGAUGGGAGGUGCAAAUAGGCAAACUGAAGCUAAUAAAUUGUCUAAAGGCAUAAAUAUAGUUGUAGCCACUCCUGGAAGAUUAUUAGAUCACUUACAAAAUUCUCCUGAUUUUCUUUAUAAAAAUCUUCAAUGUCUCAUUAUUGAUGAAGCUGAUCGUAUUUUGGAUAUUGGAUUUGAGGAAGAAAUAAAACAGAUAAUAAAUUUAUUACCUAAACGAAGACAAACAAUGCUAUUCAGUGCUACUAAAACACCUAAAACGGAUGCACUGACUACAUUUGCAUUGAAAAAAGAACCAAUUUAUAUUGGAGUAGAUGACAGUAAAGACGAAGCUACGGUUGAAGGUUUAGAACAAGGAUAUGUUGUAUGUCCAUCUGAAAAACGAUUUUUAUUGUUAUUUACAUUUUUAAAAAAAAAUAGAAAGAAGAAAGUUAUGGUAUUCUUUAGCUCAUGUUUGGCAGUCAAAUAUUUUCAUGAAUUAUUAAAUUACAUAGAUUUGCCUGUUAUGUGCAUACACGGUAAACAAAAACAAGAAAGACGAACAACUACAUUUUUCCAGUUUUGUAAUGCAGAAACUGGUAUAUUGUUAUGUACCGAUGUUGCUGCUAGAGGAUUGGAUAUUCCAUUAGUCGAUUGGAUUGUUCAAUUUGAUCCCCCUGAUGAUCCCAAAGAAUAUAUUCAUCGUGUGGGACGUACAGCUCGAGGUGAAGGUAGCAGUGGACAUGCUUUAUUAAUUUUACGCCCUGAAGAAUUAGGAUUUUUACAAUAUUUAAAAAAAGCAAAAGUGCCAUUAAAUGAAUUUGAUUUUUCAUGGAAUAAAAUAUCAGAUAUACAACUACAACUUGAAAAACUUGUAGCUAAAAAUUAUUUCUUGCAUAUAUCUGCAAAAGAAGCAUUUAAGUCAUAUGUCCGUGCUUAUGAUUCACACCAUCUAAAACAAAUAUUUGAUGUUGGAACUUUGGAUAUUACAAAAGUCGCAGCUUCGUUUGGAUUUACUACACCUCCAGCUGUUGAAUUAAACGCAAAAGCAGUUCGUCCUCGAAAACGACAUGGUGGUGGGGGUUUGGGAAAAUUCAAUAAUAUGAAUAAAGGUGAUAAAAAAGUAUAUAAAUUUGUACAACCUCCAGAAAAAAAGAAAAAAAGAAAUAAAUGA